AAGACUAUAACUAAUUACAAUUAAGUUUAUAGAUAAGCAAUCUCAGAAUUUCACUUUCCGUGUAGAGAGGAGAUACCAAUUCAGAAUUGGCUUCAAAGUUUGAAUUUUUAACGCACCAGAAAACCAGAGGUUCAGAAAUUAGGAUUCACGAUGGGUCAAAUUGAAAGCGCAGAAGCUGCGGCGGAGACUCAAACCACCAUCAUCACCACCGACACCUCCAAACCAACUUCCUUGGAAUCCGCGCUCGCAGAAGCUGCAGAAUAUGGAAGUCAACAUACUGAGUCCAUCGAGGCAAUGGCUCAGAAAGCUCUCGAAUGCCCCUGCAUUGCUGAUUUGCGAACUGGUUCCUGUGGCUCUCAGUUCUCAGAGGCAUUUCUGUGUUUUCUCAAGAGUACCUCUGAAGAAAAGGUAUAUCUUACUUCAUAAUUCUCUUUCAUUACU
Molecule: messenger RNA, 441 nt
Organism: Vigna umbellata (rice bean)
Lineage: Eukaryota; Viridiplantae; Streptophyta; Magnoliopsida; Fabales; Fabaceae
Source: RefSeq, a predicted model, not a curated record